AUGGAUUUAUGUGAAGCUCUUACUAUUACUAAAUUAUACGUUGACGAUGAACGCAGCUACCUCCUUAUCGAAUGGAAAUUGAAUGCAUUUGAAAUGUAUUUGUACACAAGCGACGGCAAACUCUGGAAAGGCAGGUUCUCCAAAAACCGUAUGUAUGGGUUUAGUAAGAACUUGCACUUGAGCGGAGAAGAAUACUUUGACAAAGUCCGUCGCUGUUUAUCACAGUACAACGAAGACUAUGUAUACGAGAUGAAAAGUGGUUUCUUCUAUUGGAAACGAAGAAUGAACGAUUCACUCAUCUUAGAAGGAUUUUUACCAGUAGAAACUACUCCUACAGAAAAACACCCAAAUUUAGUUGAAGUACUACUGGCAAUAAAUAAAAACUUAAAAGACAAAGUCAAAGAUUACCACUCCAAGUACCAUACGAUCAAAACGGACUUUCAACAAUGUCUAAAAGAUACGGAGGAAUUCUUGAAUUUGAAAAUAGAGAUGGAAAAGUCACUUUGUGAAAAAUUUCUUAACUUAGUAAAUACAAAGAAAAAUAAGUUAGAAAACGUAAAUGAUAAACUUAAUUCGAAACUAAAAGGCGAAAAAAGCAUAAAAAGCGAAAAGUCGCCGACGAGGGGUGAGGUGAUCCUGCAAUAA
Pectinophora gossypiella (pink bollworm) is the source of this 645-nucleotide messenger RNA. RefSeq lists its product as uncharacterized. The transcript has a single exon. Gene Ontology annotation, molecular function: DNA binding. Lineage: Eukaryota; Metazoa; Arthropoda; Insecta; Lepidoptera; Gelechiidae. Gene Ontology annotation, biological process: response to X-ray; DNA recombination; double-strand break repair via nonhomologous end joining. Gene Ontology annotation, cellular component: DNA ligase IV complex; DNA-dependent protein kinase-DNA ligase 4 complex; nucleus. The coding region runs from base 1 to 645 and encodes 214 amino acids. The record is from RefSeq and is a predicted model, not a curated record.